AGCGCACCGGGAGGCUCCAGUCAGUCAGGCGUUGGGGCUGUGGGCUUUUAUCUUUUUUUCGCCCGCCUCCUGACGUACUGCUCUGCAGGCAGCUUCGUUGCCGGGACGCGGGCGCACUCAGACUGUAGUUUGUUUCCUCAGGAAGGCGAAGAGACAGGCUGUGGAGGCCCAAGAGGUCCCCGAGGCCGUGGGGGUGGGGUGGCAAUGUGGUCACUAAGGGUCUAUACCCGCAAGAAGCGGGCCGGCCAGAGGCUCAACCUAACCCCGACGCCGGACCUAGGCCCCACCGCGAAGGCAGAGGCCCCCCCAGGUCCAGGCAGAAGGCACUCUGCGCACCGCCUGAAAGGAAAAGCGCACCGUUUGCAGAAGAUCUCAGAGAAAGCAGAGAGCAGUGGGCAGGGAGUUAGCGGUUCUAGGCCACCAAGCGCUCGGUUAAGAGUUACAGGACAGAAAAGCCUGCAAGAAAAUAGCACUAAUGAAGAACCUCCGGAUGAGAAGAUUGCUCCAUUGAGUGAGUCAGUGACUGAUGACCUCCAGGUUGACUGUAGUUCAUCCAAUAGUGAGCUAGUGUCAGGACUAAGUGUGCAGCAUGGUAUUUCUAGUUCUCUUCUGAGCUAUUCAUUCACAGACUCUUACACAGAAUACAAGAGUUUUGAAGAGAGUUUAAGUAGUUUCCCAUCACCUGAACUCUUCAGAGGAUCAGAUUAUUUAGAUUGGGAAUGUCCCAAGUUGGAAGAACACAUGCGAUGCAAAAAUUCCACUCUUCUGGAUACCAGUAAAGCAGUAUCAAUAGAGAAGGUACCACAGUUUUCAAACGUCUCUGCAAUUUUAGGUAUGCCUUCAGAAGACUAUCAGAAAUGCCAUAGAGAAAUAGUGAUGAUGUUAGCAGACCAAAAUAUUUCUCUAAAACCAAAGAGUACUUCACAUUCAGAAUCAGAUAAUGCAGCUUGUGAAGUUUUACUUGCUGAGAAAACUUACCCUUCAGCCCCUGGAAAAACAAAGAAAAAACCUGAAAAAGAUCCUGAACCCAGAGAUACAAAUUUUCAAACAAAGUUAAGUUCUCGUCAUCUAAAAAUCAAGGUUCCUUCAGGUAGAUCAAUUACCAAAAUUCCAUUGUCUCAGCCCCUGGAACCUACAUUGAGAACAAAUUCUAGUAUUCCUGAUAAGAAAAGCAGAGGCCUCUUAACAAGCACUCCAUCUUCGCAAACUGCUGGUUUAGUGAUUGAUUUGUCCUCAGUGCAGAGAGCAUCUUUUGAAGAACUGUUUCCAAAUGUCAGCAAUUAUGUUAAUUCAAAUGAAAUUGUUCCUGUGUCAAAUUUGCAAGAAAAUUCUUCAAAUGAGGUUCCUUCAAAUACAUCAGAAAUAUGUUGUAUUAUUAGAGCAACACCAAGAACUAGACAAAAGAAAAGUAAAGGUGUUAUUGUAAAGAAGAAGAAAUAUUCCCCACCUAAAGAUAUUCCUCAAGAUAUUAUAAUAAAAACAAAUGGCAGAAUAUAGCAGCCAUGGCUGAAUUUUCACCACUUUGAAGAUAUACAUGAAGUCAAAGUCCAUAAAGCAGAAUGUCUGGCUGAAAUUAUAUAUAAUUCAAAAAUCAAAAUUCUCUAAUUAUUUGUGAUAUAUCCUGGUUAUGAAAUUCUACUGAGAUUCUUAUAAUUUACUUUUAAUCAGUAAAGAAACAUUCUUAUGUAUGCCUCUUAAAUAUAUGUAUUUGUAUCGUAAAAUAAGAAUAAAUAGCUUAUAUUAAAAGACUCUACACUAAACAGAUGAUUUCAGCUAUUUAUAAAGAGCAAAGUACCAGGCUACUAUGUAACUUCCUUUGUUUUUUUUUCCCCAAAGUUUGUCCUCUGUAUGGAUUAAAAGUAGUAAAGUUGUUGAAGCACUAAAAAUGAAAAUGCUUAUAUUACGAGCUAUUUUUAACAGAACUUAAUUGAAACCACAUGAGUGAGAGACCUACUUCCAGGUCUGACUGAAAGAAACUCUAUACUCUAGUUUGCUGAAGCAGGGAAUGUGUAAUACGUACAAUCAAUCAUACACUAAGUUUUUGAUAUAUUACCUCAUCCUUAAACCUUCUUUAGCUAAUACUGUCUGUAAGAUUUUGUGUGUUUGUGCAUGUGUGAUAUUAUUUGUUGUGGUGUCUCCACACUGCUCUUCCUAAAAAGCAGCAGUCCUGUUGUCAGUGAACAUAGUACAAUUGUGUAACUGUUGGUGAAAUUUUAACUCUUGAUGGUUUGCUAAUGUUAUUAUACAUAAAAGAAAAUAAGAGUCACAUUUUCAAA
This is a messenger RNA of Zalophus californianus (California sea lion), 2276 nucleotides long. It is a transcript of the gene MEIKIN, whose product is annotated as meiotic kinetochore factor. Gene Ontology annotation, biological process: male meiosis chromosome segregation; meiotic sister chromatid cohesion, centromeric; meiosis I sister chromatid cohesion. The coding region runs from base 205 to 1497 and encodes 430 amino acids. The transcript is spliced from 14 exons. The record is from RefSeq and is a predicted model, not a curated record. NCBI's taxonomy places the organism in Eukaryota, Metazoa, Chordata, Mammalia, Carnivora, Otariidae. Gene Ontology annotation, cellular component: kinetochore.